AUGGUAAGCAUUAAGAGCUCUGACUUCCAUUACGUUUGUUUUAUUUUUUCAGAAGGUGAAAACAGUGAAGGGGAGGGAAGUGAUGGCCAGAGUUCAAAUGAUGGCCCAUGUCCAAACUUUUCAAACUACCUGUACUUCCUAUUUGUCCCAACACUCGUGUACAGGGACAGUUAUCCAAGGAGCCCCACAAUUAACUGGAGAUAUGUGGUAACAAACUUUGCCCAGGUGGCGGGCUGUCUUAUCUACUUGUACUACCUACUGGCCAGGUUCUGUGUACCAGUGUUCAGGAAUUUCAACCACGAAAGUGUCACCCUGAAGCAGCUGCUACUGUCUUCAUUUGGUUGCAUGCUUCCGGGCACUCUAAUACUGCUGAUAGCAUUCUUUGCCAUACUACACUCCUGGUUGAAUGCCUUUGCUGAGAUGCUCCGGUUUGCCGAUCGUCUUUUUUACAAGGAUUGGUGGAACUCCAAGUCGUAUGCUAUCUGGUACAGAACAUGGAACUGUGUAGUCCAUGACUGGCUGUUUACUUAUGUCUACAAGGACAUCUCCUCGUUACUUAAGUACUUGAACAUCCAGUGUGGGCGAGCUACGCCUAUGGCAGUAGUCUUUCUGUUGUCAGCCAUCUUUCAUGAGUACAUUGUUACUAUGACGAUGGGAUUCUUCUAUCCUGUGUUGUUUGUUAUGUUUGGAGGAAUUGGAUUUGGUUUCAUGUUCCUUGGUCUGAAGCCCACUCACCAAGCCUGGAAUGUGUUUAUGUGGAUAACACUGAUGAUAGGGAUGGGCUUGCUGAUGUGUCUGUAUAGCCUGGAGUGGUAUGCCAGAAAAAACUGCCCUGUUACUGCGGACUCCUUCUUGGACAAACUUAUCCCCAGGACGUGGACAUGUGAGCUGAGGCUGUGGCAGAAUGACCUUGACCCUGGAGUAACAGGACAGUAGGCCUCAGAAAUAGUUUCAGGUAUCAUAUAGGCACUGGAGGGGGUUAGUAUGCUCAAUGUUCAAGAACAUUUCCAGGCACCAGGAAGUAAUAGGUCACUUCCAGGCACUAUGAACUAAUAGGAAGUAUUCAGGCUCAGGGCACUAUAUAAUAAGUAUAAUGGGAAAUAUCCAGUCACUGGGUAGUAUUAGGACAUUCCAGGCACCAAGUAGUAAUAUGACAUUUCCAGGCACCAGGAAGUAAUAGGGCAUUUCCUGGCACCAGGAAGUAAUUGGGCAUUUCCAGGAUUAAUAGGAUAUUUCCAGGUUACUUGAUAACCAUACUACCCAGGGAUUGACACACAAUACAUGUAUGUUAUCACAUCAUAUAUGGCUGUAAUAAUGCAUCUUUAUCAAGACGCCUUAUCAAGGUGGAGUCUUGUAUACUUGGCAGCUAUUGACUCCUCUUCCACUUUUGCUCACCACGUUUUCAGUUUAUCCAGGAAGUGACAGAGAAUAUGGGAUUUUAAGAAAAGAUCAGAUGACAUGUAAUCAACAAAAUACAAUUAGAGCAAUAUAGUUUGUACAGCAGUAAGUACAGAGAUUCACAAUUUGUCAUUAGGGUCAUUCCACAAAAUGGAAUUUGACACAUUGAACAAAUGAAAUGAUUCACUUUGUAUAGAACAAACUUGUUAUGCACUGCUUUAAAAAAGUGUGUAUAAUUCCUUUUUUAAUGAGAUAGUAUUAAACUAUGUCCACUUCUGUGUCUACUUUAUCAUAUUAAUUGCUAUUGUUAUGACAUACUCUGAUGAUUUUCUUGUUUUGAAGACCAACUAAAAAUGUGUAUCUUAUCUUCUAAACACUCCCUGUAUCCAAAGUUUUCUGAGCCCAGCAAAAGGUAAUGUCAGCUGCAUCAUUUGCAUAAUAUUGAUAAGCAUAAUUGUAGUUAUUCAAUAUGCAGUGCACCAUACCUGUAUAGUCUAAGGUAGAGAUGUGUCACAUACCAUCAAAGAAUUAUACACAACAGGCAGAGGCCAGAUGGCAUUUCAGUCUUCAAGGUUACACAGACUUUUGUUCACUUUGGUACACUGGUGAAAUCCAUCCCUCCAAACCUGCCCAAAGGCCUCAGAAACUUUAACUUUAGUCUUAAAAUGUAUGAUAAAGAAAGCUGUGGCUCAGUUACCAGAUUAUCUGAUAAAGUCAAAUUGUAAUGUGCACUUUUGAUCUUAAGAGUCUGUCACUUGUGUGUCGUAAGAUAUAUCUUGCCUUCAAGUUCUUUUUUCUCUAUUGUACAUGCAUUGGAUCCUUUUACAGCUUAAAUUUUCGGGAAAAAUAUUAUCUUAAUGGCAAUGGUCAGUGUUAAUACUUAUUGUUGAGUACAACUGUGUUGAUACUUAUUGGUGAGUACAACUGCCUCACAGCCAUAUUGUAGUUACUUUUAUUGGUGCUAAAUACAAGAAAGAAAUACAGUUCCUAGCUUUUGUUUUAGGAAGAAUAUGGGUGAUAUUGAAAUGUCAUUUUUCUGAAACAAAACUUGGUUUUGUUUGAAGGCAUGCAAUUGACACAUUGAUUCUGGGAUGUGUUAUUGGUAUCUUGAGGGAAGGGGAGCUGUUUAUUAGAAAAUGUGAGAAGGAAUCGAUCAAUAGUAUGUUAGCAGUUAUGACUGCUGUUGUUUAAUAUUGGUGUAAGUAAUUUAAGGACACCACAAAGUGAAAUGCAAUUAUUGACAGAGAAUUUCAAUCACAGAUCCAAAUCAUUUUUUGUUUAAAAAUUAUAAAGCAGUUGUUAAAACCUGCCUUUGUUAUAAAAUAAUGUUAUGUAUGUGCACUUACUCAAGCAAAAGAAGGUAGAUUGGGUGAAAUGAUGAUUAUUGUUAGAUAGUUAAUAUUUAAAGUAGUAACUCUGAAAUUACAAAAAUCUUCUUUUUUUAAAUUAUUUUUAAGUAUCAACAUUUUUGGUUACUCACAGUAGCAUAUUUAAUUUUUCUGAUAUGAACUUCAGACCAACUGAUUUUUCACAACUUUCAAAGUACCUUAAGGAACUACUUGCAUAUUUUUAUUAUGAUCACAGAAAAAUUAUGAGGUUAACUGCAAGGACUUUGUACAUCCUUCUUAAUUGAUGAACUAUUUAGACUUUAAUUUUAUUACUACACAUGGCAACUAAUCAUUACUGGCAUUGCAUGUAUAUCAGUAUAUUUACUGUGAAAAUUGCUUUGAUUGGAUGAAAUGUACCAAAGUUUUUCAUUUAACUAAAAGGGCCAAUAGAACUAGAUUUUGUUGUCCUCGAAUAAAUACCACAUUUUUCUUUUACAGAUGUAGGUUUGGUUAGGGCAUUGGGACCAUUAUUUGCAUUUAUGCAUCCUCUGGCAAGGGGCGCAAGUUACUUGUCAAAAUUUAAAACGGUUAUUGUGUAUGCGCAAUUGAUUAGUUUUAUAGUGUUAAGGUAAAAGAUACAUGGGGACCAGAAAGCAGAUAAUCACGAAUUGUAGCCUGCCUCUAUGUCUUGAUGUUAUGAAGGAAUUGGCUAUUUUGAGUUACAGUCAUCCUUUAGUUGGUUUACAUAUGCCAUGUAGUGUUGUUUGGGAAGUAAUAUGUUGUAGUAUUAACUGAAUAUAUGACAAGUUUUCAUUGCUGAAUGUGUAUUAUAUGUUACUUUUGAUGAGCUAAUUUUUGUUGGGCUUUUUCUGAACAAUUUAUUUGUAUGCUUUCUAUGAUCAUGAUUUUUAUUUUUACAUUUUCUGUAUGUGCAACACUGUAUAUGCCUCAUCAAUGCAACUUAUUGAUAUUAAAAAUACUAUA
Lingula anatina is the source of this 3710-nucleotide messenger RNA. Its product is annotated as sterol O-acyltransferase 1. Lineage: Eukaryota; Metazoa; Brachiopoda; Lingulata; Lingulida; Lingulidae. Gene Ontology annotation, cellular component: endoplasmic reticulum membrane. The record is from RefSeq and is a predicted model, not a curated record. Gene Ontology annotation, biological process: cholesterol metabolic process.